Messenger RNA from Fonsecaea multimorphosa CBS 102226, 549 nucleotides. RefSeq lists its product as uncharacterized. The coding region runs from base 1 to 549 and encodes 182 amino acids. The transcript has a single exon. NCBI's taxonomy places the organism in Eukaryota, Fungi, Ascomycota, Eurotiomycetes, Chaetothyriales, Herpotrichiellaceae. The record is from RefSeq and is a predicted model, not a curated record.
AUGACGACUUCAACGGCUCCACAUCCUGCGAGCAAGCGCAACAAAAGCCAGACCAUUGUGCAGGGCCCGAGUCCGCAUCCAACGUCAGGUGCACCUCUCGAACCGAUCCCCAUGUCGAAACUGACGCACAGCACCGAACUCGACGAGUACACCGCAAGCAUGCGGAAUUACUUGGCCAAUGUCGACCAUCCUGGGCACAGCAGCCGCAACAGCGGGAGCGACACUGACUCUAGGCGGAGUAGUCUUCGGAGUGAGAGCGUCGACGGAAGCGAGAGAGAGAAAUCGCCCGAGUUCAGGUGGAUGGACCUUGCCAGUGUGAGGAGAGACCAUGGGAGCGUAAACCUCAGCUUUCCUAGCGUUGGAAAAGGAACUGAGAAUCGGGUGUCCAAAAGUACUGUAAAGUCCACCAGCCUCCAUCAUCAUCACCAGGUCGGAAAAGACCCACGGCAACAUCAGAGGGAUCAUCGAUCAUCAAGCCCCGGUGUCAAGGCGUUGCUGAGCAAGAGGCAUGCAACGCAGAAGGAAGCGAAAUCAGCCGAGAAAAACUAA